Messenger RNA from Oryza brachyantha (malo sina), 1598 nucleotides. RefSeq names its product probable prolyl 4-hydroxylase 4. The record is from RefSeq and is a predicted model, not a curated record. Gene Ontology annotation, biological process: peptidyl-proline hydroxylation to 4-hydroxy-L-proline. NCBI's taxonomy places the organism in Eukaryota, Viridiplantae, Streptophyta, Magnoliopsida, Poales, Poaceae. Gene Ontology annotation, cellular component: endoplasmic reticulum. The coding region runs from base 218 to 1174 and encodes 318 amino acids. The transcript has 7 exons. Gene Ontology annotation, molecular function: iron ion binding; L-ascorbic acid binding; procollagen-proline 4-dioxygenase activity.
CGCGUCCCGGCCAUCCGAUCGACGAGGCUCGUGGUUUCGACGGCGCAGAUCUCUCCUCCUCCUUCCUCAUCAGCGUGAGCGGCUCGUUCCCUCCCGCUCUCUCUCUCUCCUCCGCCGCGAACCGUGGCGGCGAGUGGCGACCACUUCCGCUCCAGCUCGCCGCGCCGCCUGGGUCUGGGCGAGGGCGAGGGAGGCAGGGACUCCUCGGCUGGCUGCCAUGGCUCGGGUGUGGCGCGGAGGAGCUCCCCCUGCCGGCCUCGCGCUGGCCCUCUUCCUCCUCGUCGUCAUCUGCGGCGGCGGCGGCGGCGGGGUUGCUGCCGGAGGAGGCGGUGUGGGCGGGAGGGGGAGCUCGGUGUACCCGGCCCCCGUGGUGUACCCGCACCACUCCCGCCAGAUCUCCUGGAAACCCAGGGUGUUCCUCUACCAGCACUUCCUCAGCGACGACGAGGCCAACCACCUCGUCUCCCUCGCGAGGGCGGAGCUGAAGAGGUCGGCGGUGGCUGAUAACCUGUCGGGCAAGAGCGGCCUCAGCGACGCCCGCACCAGCUCCGGCACCUUCCUCAGCAAGGGCAAGGAUCCAAUUGUUGCUGGUAUAGAGGAAAAAAUUGCUGCGUGGACAUUUCUUCCAAAAGAGAAUGGUGAAGAUAUCCAAGUGUUAAGGUAUAAACAUGGGGAGAAGUAUGAACAGCACUAUGAUUACUUCACCGACAGUGUUAACACUAUCCGUGGUGGUCAUCGCAUAGCUACUGUUCUUAUGUACUUAACAGAUGUAGCAGAAGGAGGAGAAACAGUUUUCCCUUUAGCUGAGGAGUUUACAGAUAGUGGUACAAACACUGAGGAUGGAACCUUGUCAGAAUGUGCUAGAAAAGGUGUUGCAGUGAAACCACGAAAAGGGGAUGCUCUUCUGUUCUUCAACCUUAACCCAGAUUCUUCGAAAGACUCAUUGAGUCUCCAUGCUGGAUGCCCAGUCAUAAAGGGCGAGAAAUGGUCUGCUACAAAGUGGAUUCGUGUAGCAUCAUUUGACAAGGUUUAUCACACACAAGGCAAUUGCACUGACAACAAUGAGAGUUGUGAAAAAUGGGCUGCCCUGGGAGAGUGCAGAAAGAACCCAGAAUACAUGGUUGGAACAGCAGCAUUACCAGGUUACUGCAGGAGAAGUUGCAACGUAUGUUAGCAUACCGAUUGUGAAUAAUUGACGGUAACUACCUUGUUGGCAGUCUGAUUUAUACAGGAUUGGUUAAAAUAAAUAGGUUCAUGAGGUUUUUGGCACAAAUUCUACCACUUUUGGUUACUUCCUGACGACAACUUGGUUUUCGUUACCAGUCUUCAAUGGUAACUGGGCAGGAAUUAGAAAACUCAGAGUUAGUAUCCAUAAUUUAUGGUAGAUGGAAAUGCACUUUAUCAGUGCAAUUUCUUUGGAGAACAAGCUUUCUUUUUAUUAUUUCAUAGAGUUGUUCAUGGUUAGAUUCUGCCAGAAUUUACAAAAAUCUGGCCUGCUUUUCAUCUGUAAUCCUUCUCACUUGUGAUAUAUAAUAGCUUCAGUGAUUCCUGGAAUUCAUUAAUCAAACCUCUGCAUUCCUCUAAUUUCUGCAUGCUGU